UAAGCUCUGCACUCAGACUCCGCAGUGCACCCGGAGGUGAGCUUCUCAGUUCCAUCCAGCCUUGUGCUCAAUGGAGAGACUGACACUGCAGUACCUCACUGUGUGACGAGAUAGGACCAGGGCUCACCUGACUACCGCCGAGAUGAAAUAUAAGAAUCUUAUGGCGAGGGCCUUAUAUGACAACGUUCCUGAGUGUGCUGAGGAGCUGGCCUUCCGCAAGGGAGACAUCUUGACUGUCAUAGAGCAGAACACAGGAGGACUAGAGGGAUGGUGGCUGUGUUCCCUACAUGGUCGCCAAGGCAUUGUCCCAGGCAACCGGGUGAAACUUCUGAUUGGUCCAGUACAAGACACCUCCAGUCAUGAGCAGGCUACUCCUGGACCCAUGCAUCAGACCUUUGGCCAACAGAAACUCUAUCAAGUGCCGAAUUCACAGGCAGCAUCUCGUGAUACCAUCUACCAAGUGCCACCCCCCUACCAGAAUCAGGGAAUUUACCAAGUACCCACUGGCCACGGCACCCCAGAACAAGAUGUCUAUCAAGUACCACCGUCUGUUCAGAGAAACAUUGGAGGCACUAGUGGGCCCCAUCUAGGCAAAAAGGUGAUCACCCCAGUGAGGACAGGCCACGGCUAUGUGUAUGAGUACCCAUCCAGAUACCAAAAGGAUGUCUACGAUGUCCCUCCUUCCCACACCACUCAAGGGGUAUAUGACAUCCCUCCUUCAUCAGUGAAGGGCCCCGUGUUUUCAGUUCCAGUGGGAGAAAUAAAACCUCAAGGGGUGUAUGACAUUCCCCCUACCCAAGGGGUUUAUGCCAUUCCACCGUCAGCUUGCCGAGAUGAGGCAGGGCUUAGGGAAAAGGAAUAUGAUUUCCCUCCUCCGAUGAAGCAAGAUGGAAGGCCAGGCAUGAGACCCGAGGGGGUUUAUGACAUCCCUCCAGCCAGCACCAAGACAGCGGGGAAGGACCUCGACAGCAAAUUCACCUGCGAUGCUCCAGGAGCCGCAGAACUGAUGGCUCGAAGACACCAAAGCCUUUCCCUACACCAUCCGCCCUCUCAGCUGGGACAUUCUGAGGGCACUCAGAAUGAUGCAUAUGACAUACCCCGUGGAGUUCAGUUCCUGGAGGCACCAACAGAAACCAGUGAAAAGGCAAACCUGGAAGAAAGGGACGGUGUUUACGACGUCCCUCUGCACAACCCAGCAGACGCCAAAGGCUCUCGGGACUUGGUGGAUGGAAUCAACCGGCUGUCUUUCUCCAGCACUGGCAGUACCAGGAGUAACAUGUCCACAUCUUCCACUUCCUCAAAGGAGUCCUCGUUGUCAGCCUCGCCAUCUCAGGGCAAAAGGCUCCUGCUGGACCCAGACACAGCCAUUGAGAAGCUCUAUCGGCUCCAGCAGACCCUGGAGAUGGGCGUCUGCAGCCUCAUGUCCCUGGUCACCACAGACUGGAGGUGUUACGGAUACAUGGAAAGACACAUCAAUGAGAUCCGCACCACAGUGGACAAGGUGGAGCUGUUCUUACGGGAAUACCUCCAUUUUGCCAAGGGAGCUUUAGCCAACGCCUCCUGCCUCCCAGAACUGGUCCUCCACAACAAAAUGAAGCGCGAACUCCAAAGAGUGGAAGAUUCCCACCAGAUUCUAAGCCAGACCAGCCAUGAUUUGAAUGAAUGCAGCUGGUCCCUGAAUAUCCUAGCUAUCAAUAAGCCCCAAAAUAAGUGUGAUGAUCUGGACCGGUUUGUGAUGGUGGCCAAGACAGUGCCAGAUGAUGCCAAGCAACUGACCACCACCAUCAGCACCUAUGCUGAGACCCUCUUCAGAGCAGGUGCCAGUAGUUCCCAUCUGAAGAAUGGGCCCACCAGCAUCAUGAACUCAAGCGAGUAUACACACCCGGGCUCCCAGGUACAGCCGCUGCACCCUGGUGAUUACAAGGCCCAGGUCCACAAUAAGCCAUUGCCUCCCACUCUAGGCAAGGAACCGCCACCAGACUGUAGUAGCAGUGAUGGUUCCGAGAGGAGUUGGAUGGAUGAUUAUGACUACGUUCACCUACAGGGCAAGGAGGAGUUUGAGAGACAGCAGAAGGAGCUCCUGGAAAAAGAGAACAUCAUCAAGCAGAGCAAGGCGCAGCUGGAGCAUCAUCAGCUAAGUCAGUUCCAGCUGUUGGAACAAGAAAUCACCAAGCCCGUGGAGAAUGACAUCUCCAAAUGGAAGCCCUCACAGAGCCUCCCAACCACAAACAACAGCGUGGGUGCUCAGGAUAGGCAGCUGCUUUGCUUCUACUAUGACCAAUGUGAGACCCAUUUCAUAUCCCUCCUCAACGCCAUCGAUGCUCUCUUCAGCUGUGUCAGCUCAGCCCAGCCCCCACGGAUCUUUGUGGCACACAGCAAGUUUGUUAUUCUCAGUGCACACAAACUGGUGUUCAUUGGAGACACUCUGACAAGGCAGGUGGCCGCCCAGGACAUUCGAAAUAAAGUCAGGAACUCCAGCAACCAGCUCUGCGAACAGCUCAAGACGAUAGUGAUGGCAACCAAGAUGGCCGCCCUCCACUACCCCAGCACUACCGCCUUGCAGGAGAUGGUGCAUCAGGUAACAGACCUGUCCAGAAAUGCUCAGCUGUUCAAGCGUUCCUUGCUGGAGAUGGCCACCUUCUGAGAAGAAAAGGUGGUAGAAGAGACUGAGUACCUAAUUACUAAGGAAAACUGGAAAUAGUAUCUGGUUUUUGUAAAUGUUAUCUAUUUUUGUAAAUAUUUUAUACGAAAAUGAAAUAUUUUAAUGUUUUGUGAGUCGGUCGAUUUUCAUCAAUUCAGGGAGCUGAAAUGGGAAAUCUUUUUCCCCCUGUGUGGUUCUUAUAUAACCGUAUAAGUAUCUAAAACGUAAGUUGUACAGAAAUGUGUCCACGUUUGCGUGUGCCUAUGUAUCUGUGUUUGUAGAUGUGUGCCUGAUACAUUCCAUUAAAAACAUGAAUCAAGGAGCACCUUAGCGCCUUCUAAUGCUGCGUUGUUUGGGUUGUGUAGAAAACUGUACCACUUGGUUGUAAUAUCGUUCUACACGUAGUAGUAGUAGUGAUCUGAGCCCAGCACACCCAAAUCUGGAACUCAUGGUGUAUUUGCCAAGUGUUCACCUCCUACAUAACAAGUCACAAUAUGGCUUAUUCAUGUCUGAAACUUCUUCCAAAGCUUUCUGUCUUUAACACAGUAGCAAAUAAACUCCACUUCUCUUUGAAAAAGGAGAGAGAGAGAGAGAGGGGAGAGAGAGAGAGAGAGAGAGAGAGAGAGAGAGAGAGAGAGAGAGAGAGAGAUUUUCAAAAAGUAUAUGUUAACCUAAGGUCUGGU
Acomys russatus (golden spiny mouse) is the source of this 3324-nucleotide messenger RNA. It is a transcript of the gene Nedd9, whose product is annotated as neural precursor cell expressed, developmentally down-regulated 9. The coding region runs from base 143 to 2644 and encodes 833 amino acids. The record is from RefSeq and is a predicted model, not a curated record. Gene Ontology annotation, molecular function: protein binding. NCBI's taxonomy places the organism in Eukaryota, Metazoa, Chordata, Mammalia, Rodentia, Muridae. Gene Ontology annotation, biological process: cell migration; cell surface receptor protein tyrosine kinase signaling pathway. Gene Ontology annotation, cellular component: plasma membrane; cytoplasm. The transcript has 7 exons.